GAUACGACUGUGUCGGUUCUGUUGCUCGAUAUCAAGCAAAUUGUGCAUAUCCUCCUUGGUCGGGAUGCGCGUAUUAGUAGAGUAUGAGGUGGACAUGACCACUGCGGUUCUGGAGCACACCGCAGUGCAAAACUUUCAUCCUGCAAACAUUGCGGAUUUCGAUCCCACCGUCCGCUACGACGUGUGGUGGAAUGGGGACGAGACCACGUCGGGAGGAUACUAUAAGGCCAGAGUGCUGCACAUGGCUGAAACUGAAGAAGAUAUGACAACGCAUAUGUCCAAAAGGCUCAGAAAGCCUGUAGUAUCCUUGGAGAAAGGCAAGAAGAGGGCCAAAGGAAAGCAGGUCACACAGGCAACAAAAAGUAUGAGAGUGGAAGUUCAGCAAACUGUAGAAAGGGAACUUCUCGCAGAAAUCCAAGAUGCAUGCCCGCAACAGCAUGUGCAGUGCACAUGCUGUGAGCAAGGAUGCGUUGUUCUAGAAGAACUCGCGAAAUGCAAAAAAGAAACUGCGGAGCAAAGCCAGCAGCUUGAGGAACGAAGGAAGCAGUUUGAAGACGUCGCUGAGGAGCUAAGAACUCUAAAGGAAAAGAUGCUCAUCUUGGAGAGCAGAAAUGCACAUCUGCAAGAUGCUUUGGCUUCCAAAGUCUUAGCAAGUGAGAGCAGGAUUAUCUACGCCACGUCGUUGGGAGUUUCGGUGGUGGCAGGUCCUCCAGGACCAACAGGAGCACAAGGAGCCAAUGAUCCCGUACCUCUGGUUCAGCCGCGCCAGGCAACUUUUUCUGCAAAGCCCAGAACCACUGCUGCCCCGGCUACCAUUGUACAGCCACUAUCAGCUGGCUACUUGUCGGAGCCCAGAACCGCUGUUGCCCAAGCUCCAAGCCAUCCAAAUGCAGCUGACUGCAUGUCAGAGCCUAGUACAAGCUGCACACAAGUGCAGAGCACUGCAAGGGCUUUGACUCCAGAGCCAGCGCCAGAAGAUGGCUUCAUCAGCGAGAUGCCAGGCAUGGUGCCAAAUGACUUCGCUGACAGUGACCUGUUCGCUGAAGAAGAGGUCAUGGAUGUGGUAAUUGGAUCUUCAAGAGAUGAUGGAAAGAUGUAUGCUGGAUCCGGGAAGUGGAUUGAUAAGGCAGCCUGGGGGACACUGUUCCGGGCGUCGGGCGACUCCAUGUUUUGUCGCAUGGCUUCCACUAUUUAUUGGACGCCCGAUGAACUCCGGAACAGAAGUGUCACCGGAACCUUAUCCAACAAGUCGCGGUCCAUGGGAAGGACGGAGGCCAGACAAGCUGUUACACCAGAGAAGCUGUCAUCCUUGAAAAGCCUCCUCCGGAUCUUCAUGGGCAGCGAUGUGACGCCAGAAGACGAGGAAAAAAGAAUGAAGAGCGUACGCCGGCACCUGGCGCAAAAACUUGCUGAUGCACAAAGGAAGUAGUGCCGCUGAUACAGCUACAAAGCCUGUCCCAAAAGUUUGUGCAGUUCAUGCCACCACACCCUCUGCUGCAU
Molecule: messenger RNA, 1500 nt
Organism: Dermacentor albipictus
Lineage: Eukaryota; Metazoa; Arthropoda; Arachnida; Ixodida; Ixodidae
Product: BEN domain-containing protein 5-like
Biological process (GO): negative regulation of DNA-templated transcription
Molecular function (GO): DNA binding
Source: RefSeq, a predicted model, not a curated record